This is a messenger RNA of Condylura cristata (star-nosed mole), 1140 nucleotides long. It is a transcript of the gene CDK5, whose product is annotated as cyclin-dependent kinase 5. Gene Ontology annotation, molecular function: cyclin-dependent protein serine/threonine kinase activity; ATP binding. The transcript is spliced from 12 exons. Gene Ontology annotation, cellular component: nucleus; cytoplasm. Lineage: Eukaryota; Metazoa; Chordata; Mammalia; Eulipotyphla; Talpidae. Bases 88 to 966 code for a protein of 292 amino acids. Gene Ontology annotation, biological process: protein phosphorylation; neuron apoptotic process; axonogenesis. The record is from RefSeq and is a predicted model, not a curated record.
GUUGGAGGCUGGGGUCCCGCCUCCUCUGCAACGCCGCGGCCGAAGUCUUAGGACCCAGGGCCCGCAGGGGUCCCCGCGGCCGCCGCUAUGCAGAAAUACGAGAAACUGGAGAAGAUUGGGGAAGGCACCUAUGGAACAGUGUUCAAGGCCAAAAACCGGGAGACCCAUGAGAUCGUGGCUCUGAAAAGAGUGAGGCUGGAUGAUGACGAUGAGGGAGUGCCGAGCUCUGCCCUGCGUGAAAUCUGCCUGCUCAAAGAGUUGAAGCACAAGAACAUCGUCAGGCUUCACGACGUCCUGCACAGCGACAAGAAGCUGACUUUGGUUUUUGAGUUCUGCGACCAGGACCUCAAGAAGUACUUUGACAGCUGCAACGGCGACCUGGACCCUGAAAUCGUGAAGUCAUUCCUCUUCCAGCUGCUGAAAGGCCUGGGCUUCUGUCACAGCCGCAACGUGCUGCACAGAGACCUGAAGCCCCAGAACCUGCUCAUCAACAGGAACGGGGAGCUGAAACUGGCAGACUUCGGCCUGGCUCGGGCCUUCGGGAUCCCCGUGCGCUGUUACUCGGCUGAGGUGGUCACGCUCUGGUACCGCCCGCCGGAUGUCCUCUUCGGGGCCAAGCUGUACUCCACGUCCAUCGACAUGUGGUCAGCCGGCUGCAUCUUCGCAGAGCUGGCCAACGCGGGGCGGCCGCUGUUCCCUGGCAACGACGUCGACGACCAGCUGAAGAGGAUCUUCCGGCUGCUGGGGACCCCCACGGAGGAGCAGUGGCCGGCCAUGACCAAGCUGCCAGAUUACAAGCCCUACCCCAUGUACCCAGCCACCACGUCCCUGGUGAACGUCGUACCCAAGCUCAAUGCCACGGGGAGAGACUUGCUACAGAACCUCCUGAAGUGCAACCCCGUCCAGCGCAUCUCGGCAGAGGAGGCCCUGCAGCACCCCUAUUUCUCCGACUUCUGCCCCCCCUAGGCCCCGGAACCCAGCUGCCAGGCUGGGGCCUGGUUUAUGGCAGCCCCUCCUGAGGGGCAAAACGGGGUGCCCGUGCACUGACCCCAGCUGUGCUGGGCUGCGGAACCCGGGACCCGCACUGGGCUGACCCCUCGUGGACUUUAUUUAAUUUCAUAAAUUGGCUCCUUUCCCACA